This is a messenger RNA of Amblyraja radiata (thorny skate), 7103 nucleotides long. It is a transcript of the gene chd1, whose product is annotated as chromodomain helicase DNA binding protein 1. The transcript has 37 exons. The coding region runs from base 359 to 5752 and encodes 1797 amino acids. The record is from RefSeq and is a predicted model, not a curated record. Gene Ontology annotation, molecular function: histone binding; ATP-dependent chromatin remodeler activity; ATP binding. Lineage: Eukaryota; Metazoa; Chordata; Chondrichthyes; Rajiformes; Rajidae. Gene Ontology annotation, biological process: nucleosome organization. Gene Ontology annotation, cellular component: nucleus; chromatin.
CGGCUGACGUCACCGCCAGUCAGCUCCCGGCCUCAAGUGUGAACGCGAGUCAUGGCGCUGGUGUCUGCCGGCAGGGAGAUAGUGGACGCCAAAUAAAACUGUUUGUCGGCAGCCAAACUGACGGGGCGAACGAGAGACGGGGGCAAAAAGAAAGGUGGAAGUAGAAGGGGAACCCCCCGAGACAAGACAGUAACACUCAAGGAGAACAAAAAAAUAAAUAAACAGACGCACCGGAAACGUGGGGCACGCAUUUGGCGACUAAGCAGAAGUACAAGUGUGGGCCGAUAGGUUUUAUUUCGGAGCGGGAUCUUGGCAGUUUAAGCUUGUGAAGAUUCUCAUCUGAUACUUAAAUCUGCAAAUGGAGGGUCACGGUGACGAGGACAGCAUCAGUAACAGUAGUGGAGACUCAAGCCAAUCUGAUAAAGAAUCGGGCUCAAGUUCUGGGAGCAGCAGUGAUGGAAGCAGCAGCCAAUCUGAUAGCAAUGACUCCAGUGAAUCUGGCAGUGGUUCAGACUCAGCCAGCCAAUCUGAUUCAGAUUCAUCCGGUUCAGGAAGUAACACAUCUAAAGGAAAGCGACCAAUCGAAAGCAAAGUUCUAAAGACUGAUGGAGCAGAGUUUUGGAAAUCAAAUCCAAGUAUAUUGGCUGUGCAGAGAUCUGGAAUGUUAAGAAAACAACAGCUACAACAGCAGCAGCUUUCUUCAAACAACAGUUCAGAGGAGGACUCAUCAAGCAGUGACGACUCUGAUGACGACUCGUCCUCUGAGGACACUGCCAGACAUGUGAAACGCAGAGAUGAAGACUGGCAGAUGUCCGGUUCUGAGGAGGAAGAAGAUCGAGAGAAGAGUACCUCAGGAGACAGCGAAUCUGACUACCAGCCCAACAACAAAGUGAAAAGCAGAAAACCACAGUGCAGAGCCAAAACAAAAAUGAUAAAGAAGGGAAAAGGACUGAAGAGACCGGUUGAAUCAUCAGGUGACGACGACGACGAUGAUGAACAUAAGAGGGCUUCUCGUCGUCAGGCAACAGUAAAUGUCAGCUACAAGGAAGAUGAAGAUGCAAAAACAGAUUCGGACGAUUUGCUUGAAAUCUGUGGGGAGGAUCUUCCUCCUCCCCCAGAGGAAGAAGAAGAAUUUGAAACAUUAGAGAGAGUAAUGGAAUCGCGAAUUGGAAGAAAAGGAGCAACUGGUGCUGCCACCACUACCUAUGCAGUAGAGGCUGAGGGUGAGCCCAAUAGUGGUUUUGACCCUUUGGUGGAGGUUGGAGAACAGCAGUAUUUAAUUAAAUGGAAGGGAUGGUCUCACCUCCACAACACCUGGGAGAGUGAAGAAACACUUUUGCAACAAAAUACAAAAGGAAUGAAGAAAUUGGAGAACUAUAAGAAAAAGGAUGAGGAGACCAAACGAUGGUUUAAAACAGCGUCGCCUGAAGAUAUAGAGUACUUGAGCUGUCAACAGGAAUUGGUAGAUGAUUUGCACAAGCAAUAUCAGUUGGUGGAGCGAAUAAUUGCACACUCCAACCAGAAGUCUGCUUCUGGUCAUCCAGACUACUUGUGCAAAUGGCAAGGUUUAUCGUACUCUGAGUGCAGCUGGGAAGAUGGUGCUCUUAUGUCCCGAAAGUUUCAGUCACACAUUGAUUCAUACACAAACCGGAACCAAUCCAAAUACAUUCCUUUGAAGGAAUGCAAGGUCUUAAAGCAAAGGCCCAGGUUUGUUGCACUGAAGAAACAGCCAGCCUACAUUGGAAGCUCUGACGUACUGGAGCUUAGAGACUAUCAGUUAAAUGGCUUAAAUUGGUUAGCGCACUCCUGGUGCAAGACCAAUAGUGUUAUUCUUGCUGAUGAAAUGGGUUUGGGGAAAACCAUACAAACUAUCUCCUUCCUCAGUUAUAUGUUCCAUGAGCACCAGCUGUAUGGUCCUUUCCUUUUAGUAGUCCCGCUCUCAACUCUCACUUCCUGGCAACGUGAAAUCGAGUUGUGGGCGCCUCAGAUGAAUGUCGUAGUCUACUUGGGAGAUAUCAGUAGCCGUAAUAUGAUAAGAACAUAUGAAUGGAUGCAUCCUCAGACUAAGAGAUUGAAGUUCAAUAUCUUACUGACGACAUACGAGAUUUUACUUAAGGAUAAGUCAUUCCUUGGAGGUGUAAAUUGGGCUUUCAUCGGGGUAGACGAAGCUCAUCGUUUGAAGAAUGAUGAUUCCCUCCUUUAUAAAACCAUGAUGGAUUUUAAAUCAAAUCAAAGGCUACUCAUUACAGGAACUCCACUCCAAAACUCACUGAAAGAACUCUGGUCUCUCCUUCACUUCAUCAUGCCAGAAAAAUUUUCUUCCUGGGACAUAUUUGAAGAGGAACAUGGCAAAGGAAGAGAAGUUGGUUUUGCAAGCCUCCACCGAGAACUGGAACCAUUCUUGCUGCGAAGAGUGAAAAAGGAUGUUGAGAAAUCUUUACCUGCUAAAGUUGAACAGAUUUUACGAGUGGAAAUGAGUGCAGUGCAAAAGCAAUAUUACAAGUGGAUUUUAACCAGGAAUUACAAAGCCUUGAACAAAGGGCGUAAAGGCAGCACUUCUGGAUUUCUGAAUAUCAUGAUGGAACUUAAAAAGUGUUGCAACCAUUGCUACCUCAUUAAAUUCCCAGAUGAAAAUGAUUUAUAUAAUAGACAGGAGGCCUUACAGCAUUUGAUUCGUAGUAGUGGGAAACUGAUACUAUUGGACAAGCUGCUUUGUCGAUUAAAGGAACGUGGCCACAGAGUUCUUAUCUUCUCUCAAAUGGUUCGAAUGCUGGACAUUCUCGCAGAAUAUCUGAAAUGCCGACAGUUUUGUUUCCAGAGACUAGAUGGAUCUAUUAAGGGAGAACUGAGGAAGCAAGCUCUGGACCAUUUCAAUGCAGAAACAUCAGAUGACUUUUGUUUUCUGCUGUCAACCAGAGCAGGAGGAUUAGGUAUAAACUUGGCAUCUGCUGACACUGUGGUUAUUUUUGAUUCUGACUGGAAUCCACAGAAUGAUUUACAAGCACAAGCAAGAGCUCAUAGAAUUGGUCAGAAAAAACAGGUGAACAUUUAUCGGCUAGUUACAAAGGGAACAGUAGAGGAAGAAAUUAUUGAAAGAGCUAAGAAGAAGAUGGUGCUGGAUCACCUCGUUAUACAGCGAAUGGAUACCACAGGGAAAACUGUGCUGCACACUGGCUCCACUCCUACGCAUUCAACUCCUUUUAAUAAAGAAGAACUGGCAGCUAUUUUGAAGUUUGGAGCCGAGGAGCUCUUCAAAGAACCAGAAGGAGAGGAACAAGAACCACAGGAAAUGGAUAUUGAUGAAAUUCUUUGCCGUGCUGAAACGCAUGAGAAUGAAGCUGGGCCUACUACUGUGGGAGAGGAGCUGCUAUCUCAGUUCAAGGUGGCAAACUUUUCAACUAUGGACGAUGAUCUUGAGCCUCAGCGCAAUAUCAGGGACUGGGAUGACAUCAUUCCAGAAGUACAACGGAGAAGGAUGGAGGAAGAAGAAAGGCAGAAAGAACUUCAGGAGAUUUACUUGCUUCCUCGAAUGCGCAAUUGUGCCAAACAGAUAAGUUUCAAUGGAAGUGAAGGGAGGCGAAGAAGGAGGCGAUCCUCAGAUUCUGACAGCGAUUCAGUUUCUGAUGGGAAACGUCCCAAAAAGCGGGGGAGACCUCGGACAAUUCCUCGUGAAAAUAUUAAGGGAUUUAGUGAUGCUGAGAUUCGAAGGUUUAUCAAGAGUUACAAGAAGUUUGGCGGACCUCUGGAUAGGCUAGAAGCAAUUGCUCGUGAUGCUGAACUGGUCGAUAAAUCAGAAGUAGACCUCAGGCGAUUGGGGGAGAUGGUGCAUAACGGUUGCAUUAAAGCUCUGCGGGAGUCCAGUGGCCAGGAGAAGACAGCUGCCAGACGUGGUAAAGUGAAAGGACCUACCUUCCGCAUCUCAGGUGUUCAGGUGAAUGCUAAACUCGUUAUUGCGCAUGAAGAGGAGCUGGCACCUUUGCACAAAUCCAUUCCACUGGAUCCAGAGGAUAGGAAGAAAUAUACCAUCCCAUGUCAUACGAAAGCCGCCCAUUUUGAUGUGGAAUGGAACAAGGAAGAUGACGUCAAUCUUUUAAUAGGCAUCUAUGAAUAUGGAUAUGGCAGCUGGGAAAUGAUUAAAAUGGAUCCUGACCUCAAUUUAACACACAAGAUUUUGCCUGAUGAUCCGGAUAAAAAACCCCAGGCCAAACAAUUGCAGACCAGAGCUGACUACCUCAUCAAACUUCUAAGUAAAGAUCUGGCCAGAAAGGAAGCACAAAGGCUUGCUGAGGCUAAUUCGAAAAAAAGGAAGCCAAGGAACAAACGAAAUAAAGUGGUAAAGAUUGUGAAAGUAGAAGUAGUUAAAAGCGAUUCAUCAUCACCGGCACCACCUUCAGUCAAGAGCUCAGAUGAGGAAGGAGAGAUCAAGGAUGAUGCUGCUGGAGCAAAACCCACAAAAAAGAAAUUGAAAGCAGAAAGAGAUGUUGAAGAGAAAGAACAGGAAAUUGUAGCUAAAAGAGAAUCUGAAGAGAAAGAGAUCAAAAAAGAAGCAAAAGAAACUAGAAAAGACAAAAAGGAAAAGGAAGAAAAGAAAGAAACAAAAGAAAAACAUGUCAAGAAAGAAAUAAAAGAAAAAGAGGAGAAAGAUAAAGAACCUAUUCAUAAAGAUAAAGAAGUAAAAGAAGAGAAGAUAAUUGAAGCUAAGCCAGACGCAAAGGAGAAGUCUAAAAAGACUGAUGCCCUAGUUCAAUUUCCAGCAAGCAAUGAUCCAGUUCCUAUCACAGAAGAGACAGAAGAACUCGAUCAGAAUACAUUUAGUAUUUGUAAAGAGAGAAUGAGACCUGUAAAGGCAGCAUUGAAACAAUUGGACAGGCCUGAGAAGGGCCUUUCAGAAAAGGAACAACUUGAGCACACCAGGCAGUGCCUGAUUAAGAUUGGAGACCACAUCACUGAAUGUUUGAAAGAAUAUUCAAACCCAGAACAGAUCAAACAGUGGCGAAAAAAUCUCUGGAUCUUUGUUUCGAAGUUCACAGAAUUUGAUGCAAGAAAGUUGCAUAAACUCUACAAGCAUGCAAUCAAGAAACGACUGGAGAAUUCACAGCUUAAUGAUCAGCACAGCAGCACCCUUAGCACCCAACAUGCCAAACACACAGAAUCUGAAAAACCUAAAGAAAAUUCACACAAUGACGACAGCAGUAGGGAUAGUCACUCAUCAGAACGACAUCAUUCAUCUCAUUAUCACGAUCACCACAGAGAUCGUCACCAUAGUGAUUCCUAUCGAAAAAGUGAUUCGUCAAGAAAAAGGCUGUAUUCGUCAUUUAGCAAUGGCAAAGACCACCGGGACAGAGAUCAUUACCGAUCAGAUAGCAGGUAUCACAGUGAAAACAAGCAUCGAAAACUUGAUGAUCACAGAAGUCGUGAUCAUCGAUCUGGUCCAGAGUCUAGCUCAAAGGAGAGUCGCUCACACGCUGACCAUAGAUCUCACUCUGAUCACCGUUCUAGUUCGGAACAUCGAUCUCAUUCAGAUCAUCGAUCCACUUCGGAAUACUCAGGCCAUCACAAAUCCUCCAGGGAUUACAGAUACCACUCAGACUGGCCAGUGGACCACAGGCCAUCUGGUAGUGGUCCAAGAUCACCCUUGGAUCCGAGAUCCCCAUAUGACUCGAGAUCACCUUUGGAACAUAGAUCCCCCCUUGAAUACUCCUCUGAUCACAAAAGUACCCCAGAGCACAUCUGGAACAGCCGUAAAACAUAACAGCACGUGAUGCCACGUCUUCACCCAAUGCAGCCAUAAAAAAGUGAACACAAUAAAUGCCUUAUGUGACUUAAACAUGCAGACAAGAGCUGCUUCUCGAGCAGUAGUAUUGUUACUCCUCCUCACAGGUUGCAAGGUUGUUAUCUCAAGAAGAAAAUAUUUUUGUAUUGAGGUUAAUGCUGCACUGUGCUACAACUCUGUGGCAUGUUUUGUUCUUGUUUUUUUUUUAAAUUCAAAGAUGGACAUGUUUACUACUGCAUAUAUUAGAACACUGCCCCAAACACACUGGAUCAUAGAAUUCAUUCUUCUCAGAAAUGGAGGGCUUCAGCCUCAUCAACCUGAAUUAUGUGUUGAAGAAUAAAUUUAAAUCCAUUUAAGUAUGUUUUAACAUAAGAUUAUGCAGGAACUUAGGAGACGAGUAAAAAAUUAGACUGUUCAAAAGGCAGAGGACUCUAGUUCACCUCCCAAAGUUAUUUGUAUUGAGUCUGUUUACAUUUUACACUGCGACCACAUUGCCCAGUUCUUGGCAAGCUUGAAUAUUUAAAUUCUGUACUUACAACUGUAAAAUAUUUUGUUGAUCAAUUGUGAUGCCUUUGAAAAUAUACUACUGUAAAUUAUUGUAAAUUUAGUGGAUCGAAUCUGAGCUUUUUUUCUUCUCAGGCUUUUUUUGACUCCUUUCCCCACCAACUCAGGCCUUCACAUCAUGAUUAUAAAAUCCAUGUACUACAGUUUUUAAUGAAUUGUCAUUUGAUGAAAUUGCUGUUUAGAAUGUAAAAUGGGAAAGGGAAAAUCAAUUCCAUUAUAUUUAGUCCUGUAGUACUUUUUUUUAUUGAUAACUUGUAUUAGAAAUGUGUUUAUUUACUUUAAAACUCAGUGUUGUGAUUGCUGUAGUAACUACACAGGAGAAAUUCCUUUAAAAAAUUCAGAUGUCAGAUUAUAGUUUGAGAUACAUUUUAUAAACAGAGCAACUUUCCCCGCUCCCCAUCCUAAGAUUCCAUCUACAACAAGAACAAUAAAAUGAGGCGAAUUUGGUAUAACAACUUCCCAAUUUUUUUCCCUACUAAAACAGGCAAUAAUAUGAAAUGUGCUAUGCAGUCAGAUGAAUUUCCAGCAUAUUGGUGAAUUGGGGAAAUUAUAUGGUGUUAUAAUGCACACCAAUGUAAAUAUCUGCUAUAUAUUGCAAAGUAAAUUUACAGAGUAUGAUGUGUGAAUUACUGACAUCUUUUUCACCAUGGAAGAAAAAUGUCAGAUUUGUACAAACCAACAAAUCCAUCACCAGUCUCUCUUCCCACCCCCUUUGUUUCUCCAGAAAGUAUCACAGACUUUUUAAUAAAGUAAUUUUGUAACUCUC